Molecule: messenger RNA, 1807 nt
Organism: Aethalodelphis obliquidens (Pacific white-sided dolphin)
Lineage: Eukaryota; Metazoa; Chordata; Mammalia; Artiodactyla; Delphinidae
Gene: CALCR
Product: calcitonin receptor
Exons: 14
Coding region: 202-1776 (524 amino acids)
Biological process (GO): cell surface receptor signaling pathway; positive regulation of cytosolic calcium ion concentration; adenylate cyclase-activating G protein-coupled receptor signaling pathway
Cellular component (GO): axon; plasma membrane
Molecular function (GO): calcitonin receptor activity
Source: RefSeq, a predicted model, not a curated record
GCGCCGGGAAGAACGGCUAGCCCCCCAGACACUGGGUGGGCUGCGCCGUGCCGCUCGCGGACCUUCCUGGGUUGGAGAGGUGCGCACAGUCCGCACCUCACCCAGCGGCUGCCAUAUCCUACUCAGGAGAUGCGCACUGGAGCCUGAGUUCCUGAGUCUUUGGAGCCACCACCUGCGAAUGCCCUUCGCUUCUACUGAGCCAUGUCGGGCAGCCCAGUGAGAUUACUCCAGGUCUUAGAAGACCGUCUUCAAAAGCCGAAGAUGAGGUUCACACUUACACGCUGGUGCUUGACCCUCUUCUUCUUUCUGAAUCGCCCAAUUCCGGUUCUUCCUGCCACUUCAGAGGUCACCCACCCUCCAACAAUAGAGCCGGAGCCAUUUCUCUACCUUUUAGGAAAGCAGAGACUGUUGGAGGCACAGCACAGAUGCUAUGACCGAAUGCAAAAGUUACCCCCAUACCAAGGAGAAGGUCUGUAUUGCAACCGUACCUGGGAUGGAUGGUCCUGCUGGGAUGACACACCGGCUGGAGUGCUCGCCCAACAGCACUGCCCAGAUUAUUUUCCGGACUUUGAUGUAGCAGAAAAAGUUACAAAGUACUGUGAGGAAGACGGGCUUUGGUACACGCACCCUGGCAGCAACAUAUCCUGGUCCAACUAUACUAUGUGUAACGCUUUCACUCCUGAGAAGAUGCAGAAUGCAUACAUUCUGUACUACUUGGCUAUUGUGGGUCAUUCUAUGUCGAUGUUCACCCUGGUGAUUUCCCUGGCGAUUUUCAUGCUUGUUAGGAGCCUUAAGUGCCAAAGGGUGACUCUGCACAAGAACAUGUUUCUGACUUACGUUCUGAAUUCUAUCAUUAUCAUCAUCCACCUGGUUGAAGUUGUGCCCAACGGAGAGCUCGUGAAAAGGGAUCCGCCGAUCUGCAAGAUUUUGCACUUUUUUCACCAGUACAUGAUGUCGUGCAACUAUUUCUGGAUGCUCUGUGAAGGGGUCUAUCUUCACACACUCAUCGUGGUGUCUGUGUUCGCUGAGAGACAACGCAUGUGGUGGUAUUAUGUCCUGGGCUGGGGGCUCCCGCUGGUGCCAACCACUGCCCAUGCUAUCGCAAGGGCACUGCUAUUCAAUGACAACUGCUGGCUGAGUGUGGACACCAACCUGCUUUACAUCAUCCAUGGUCCUGUCAUGGGGGCAUUAGUGAUCAACUUCUUCUUUUUGCUCAACAUCGUCCGGGUGCUUGUGAAGAAAAUGAAGGAAUCCCAGGAGGAGGAAUCGCACAUGUACCUGAAGGCGGUGAGGGCCACUCUGAUCCUGGUGCCCCUGCUGGGGGUCCAGUUCGUCGUCCUUCCCUGGAGACCUUCCCACCCAGUGCUUGGAAGGAUCUACGACUACGUGAUGCACUCUCUGAUUCACUUCCAGGGACUCUUUGUUGCCGUCAUUUACUGCUUCUGCAACCACGAGGUCCAAGCUGCUCUGAAGCGUCAAUGGAACCAAUACCAAGCCCAGCGCUGGAGUGGCCGCCGCCGCGCCAACCGUGCCGCCAACGCUGCCGCCGCCACUGCUGCUGCCGCUGCCGCCCUGGCUGAGGCUCCUCAGAUGCCUGUCUACAUCUGCCAUCAGGAGCCAAGGAACGAGCCCACCAACAACCUAGGCGAGGAGGGGGCUGAGGUCACCGCUAUGGAGGGGGUUGAGGUCAUCGCUAUGGAGGGUGAUGAGGUCAUCGUUACGGAGGGGGCUGAGGUCAUCGCCAUGGAAAUCAUCGAGCAAGAGUCAUCCGCUUGAAUCUGACGCAAAUACAGCAUCGUGAUCACUG